This is a messenger RNA of Triticum turgidum subsp. durum (durum wheat), 375 nucleotides long. The record is from the annotation of a GenBank genome assembly. NCBI's taxonomy places the organism in Eukaryota, Viridiplantae, Streptophyta, Magnoliopsida, Poales, Poaceae.
AUGCAGCCGCUGACCUUGGGGUUAGUUGCUCCGGUGGUGACCACUGAGAUCAGCCUAGCUAGUUCUAUCUCCGAUGAAGUACAGGCUGUUGCAAAAGGCUGCGCUUUCGCGAUUGAUGAAGGUGACACUUUGCAUGACUUAACCGAGCUGAUCAAAUGCCUCAUUGCCAUGCCUGCGAUCACCCAGGGAUUGAUUCGCCUUGUCAAAGCGGAGCAGACCAAACAUGCCAACCAGGUGGUGAUCUAUCUGGCGGUGCAGGACUUCUUGCAGAAGAGGGAGAGCGAGAAGUUUGAGAGGGAGGAGGCUGAGAGGCAGAAAGAGGAGGCGAGGCAGAAGAGGGCCAAGGCCAGGGGAAAGAAAAGAAAUCGACGAUGA